GGAACGACAAGCACAAGGGCAUCCUGGCAGCCGCUGCAGGUUAACCAUAGAAACGAAAAGAAGCAAAGAUGGAGGCCCCCGAAAAAGGAGUGCCGUUGUCAACCAAACUAUCCAAGCACGGUCAAAAUGGGGUCAUACAGCCUUUACUCACCGAUUUAUACCAAAUCACAAUGGCAUACGCCUACUGGAAAAGCCAGAAAUAUGAAGACACGGCGGUGUUCGACCUUUUCUUCAGAAGAAAUCCUUUCCGAGGAGAAUUCACGAUAUUUGCUGGGUUAGAGGAAUGUAUCAAGUUUCUGGAACAUUUCCAUUAUACAACAGAUGACAUCGAGUACCUGAGGACGAUUCUACCUCCCACCACCGAAGAAGAAUUCUUUGAAUUCCUGCACAACCUUACAGCGAAGGAUGUCAUAGUCUACGCCGUGGAUGAGGGGUCGGUGGUGUUUCCCAGAGUUCCCAUUAUACGCCUGGAGGGUCCUCUUCCUGUUGUACAGCUUCUCGAGACCACGUUGCUCAAUUUAGUUAAUUAUGCUAGUCUAGUUGCCACAAAUGCCGCCAGGUUUCGCCUAGCCGCAGGACAAGACAAGCAGCUGUUGGAGUUCGGCUUACGCAGAGCACAAGGUCCUGAUGGAGGAUUAUCCGCCUCAAGAUACUGCUAUAUUGGAGGAUUUGAUGGCACAAGCAACGUCCUGGCGGGAAAGCUCUUCGACAUACCCGUGAAGGGAACACAUGCUCAUGCAUUUGUUACCUCCUACGAGAAGCUGGAUGACGUCCAUGAGAGAACUAUGACAGCAAAGGAUGGCUCAAAAACGGUAGAUUUCGUCAGUCUGUGUGAGCAGAAAUUGGAGGAGCUAUCCAAAGUAUUAGGUUUCCCCAUAGACCAGGUUCACAUGGGUGAGUUGGCUGCCUUUGUGUCCUACGCCCGCGCCUUCCCCACUGGCUUCCUGGCCCUCCUGGAUACCUAUGAUGUCAUGAAAUCUGGCGUCCAUAACUUCUGUGCAGUCUGUCUAGCCCUCCAUGACCUUGGUUAUCGUCCAGUGGGGGUCAGACUGGACAGUGGCGACCUGGCCUACUUGUCCCUGCUACUGAGGGAGAGAUUUAAGAAGGUGGCAGAAAAGUUCAACUUGGACUGGUUUGGCAAGUUGACGAUAGUUGCCAGCAAUGACAUCGAUGAGGACACCAUUCACUCACUAAAUCAACAGGGUCACUCCAUAGAUGCGUAUGGGAUAGGAACACAUUUAGUUACUUGUAAGAAACAGCCAGCUUUGGGCUGUGUGUAUAAGCUUGUAGAGAUAAACGGCCUUGCAAGGAUAAAACUAAGUCAAGACGUGGAGAAGGUGACGACACCAGGAAAAAAGGUCGCAUACAGAUUAUUUGGAAGUGAUGGUAAUGCUCUGCUAGACUUAAUGACCCAGUCAGAGGAGGAGCCGCCCAAGGUCAAGGAGAGAGUCCUUUGCAGACACCCUUUUGUAGAGUCCAAAAGAGCCUAUGUUAUACCUGCCUAUGUGGAAUGUCUGCACAAAUUAUAUUGGAAAGAUGGACAGGUGCAACAGCCAUUACCCAAAAUGAAAGAAAUAAAAGAGAGAGCCUUGGCGUCAUUGAAUAAACUAAGACCGGACCAUAAAAGGGCAUUGAAUCCCACCCCAUAUAAGGUAUCUGUGUCAGAUCAACUUUACAACUUCAUGCAUGAUUUGUGGUUGGACAAUGCACCAAUAGGAGAGCUUUCCUAAGUCAUGUGACAUUUGUCAGCCAAUAGGAAUUUUUCUCCGAGUCAUAAGCAUAUUGUACAUUGUCACUAGUCAUGUUAUAUUAGAUAACCAAAGAAGGUGACAUCUGGCAACCAAUAGGCGGAAAUAAUUUUGUCAUGUGACAUACGACAGCCAAUAGGAGAAAACCAUUAUGUCAUGUGACCUGGGAACCACAAGGAGCAAGUGUCUUUUCACAGCUGAGUCAAGAUUACUGCCAGAAAUCAAUUUCCAGCUGAAGGCCUACAAUUUGAGGGAUGUUUGCAAUAUUGGAAAGACCCAGCCAGUGGUAGGA
Molecule: messenger RNA, 2040 nt
Organism: Lingula anatina
Lineage: Eukaryota; Metazoa; Brachiopoda; Lingulata; Lingulida; Lingulidae
Product: nicotinate phosphoribosyltransferase
Biological process (GO): NAD+ biosynthetic process via the salvage pathway
Cellular component (GO): cytosol
Molecular function (GO): nicotinate phosphoribosyltransferase activity
Source: RefSeq, a predicted model, not a curated record